CGUGAAGGGACGCAGAACUGGCAGUCGGACAGUCGGAGCAGAGAGUGGAGAAGUCUGGGGUUCAAACUUUUUACUCCGACCUGGUUCACAGUCGCGGCUCAAAGCGACCUUCUCGCUUUUAUUUCCUUUUCUUUCUCUUGGUGCUGACGCGGCACGGACCUGUUGGAUCAAUUUGCGCAACUUUUUUUUAGGACUCUCGGACACUAGUCCUCGGUGAAAGCCGCGUGAAGAGGCAGUAAGGAGGAAAAGGGGGAUCGGAGGAAGCGAGGGGAUGAUGUGACCCGGUGAAAACCCCCCAGCGACCACAUCUCCCUCUCUGGAGGCUCCAGUCAACAUGACCCUGUCCGGCGGUUUUGCCGGAUACAUGUCAGCUCAUUUUACGUGACCGCAUGGAGCCGAUGCUGUGGUAAAGUGGACCUGCCAUCCACGCUUUCUGGGAAGUGCUGGUCACAAACGGACUCGGGCUGCCCGUGCGCAGCGCGGAGAGAGCGGCGAUGCGGGGCACCGCGGGCGCAUUCAUCCAGUCCUGCCUCCUGAUGCUGGUCCGAGCAGACCAGUGGAGGCUAAAGGACCCCGGCAACUGCGAGCUAAACAGAAAACAAGCUGAAUUAAACUCCUUCCUGUGGACGAUCAAACGGGAUCCCCCGUCAUAUUUCUAUGGAACAAUCCAUGUUCCAUACACCCGCGUUUGGGAUUUCAUCCCUGAAAAUUCCAAGCAGGCCUUCCAGGAAAGCAACAUUGUGUACUUUGAGCUGGACUUAACAGACCCUUACACUAUCUCAGCCCUGACCAGCUGCCAGUUGCUUCCUCAAGGUGAGAACCUGCAAGACGUCCUACCUAGAGACAUCUACAGGAGACUUAAAAGACACCUUGAGUAUGUCAAACUCAUGAUGCCCUUAUGGAUGACUCCGGAUCAGAGGGGGAAAGGGCUCUAUGCAGACUAUCUCUUUAAUGCCAUCGCUGGCAACUGGGAGAGGAAGCGACCCGUUUGGGUGAUGUUAAUGGUGAACUCGUUAACCGAGGCUGACAUCAAAACACGAGGGGUGCCAGUGCUGGACCUGUACCUGGCCCAGGAGGCAGAGAGGAUGAGGAAAAGGACGGGGGCUGUUGAGAAGGUAGAGGAACAGUGUCAUCCACUCAAUGGACUCAACUUCUCUCAGGUGAUCUUUGCCCUAAACCAGACAUUAUUACAGCAGGAGUCUUUGAGAGCAGGAAGUUUACGGGUCCCUUACACCACUGAGGACCUUAUCAGGCACUACAACUGUGGAGAUCUCAACUCCAUCAUCUUCAGUCAUGACACCUCACAGGUCCCUAACUUCAAUAAUGUGACGCUGCCAGCCAGAGAGCAGGUGACUGCCAAGGAAAUAGACAGCUACUUCAGACAGGAACUCAUUUACAAGAGGAAUGAAAGGAUGGGGAAGAGGGUCAAGGCGCUCCUUGAGGAGCACCCUGACAAGAGCUUCUUCUUUGCCUUUGGAGCAGGUCACUUUCUUGGCAACAACACUGUCAUUGAUGUGCUUCGUCAUCAAGGAUACGAGGUGGAGCACACCCCUGCUGGGCAGCCCAUAAAGAGGAGAGUAUCAUCCAGACCUGCUUUGCCAGCAUCAGAGGACCACCACCAUGAGUCCCCUCUCCUGGAGCCUUUCCUCCAUGAUCUCCCCCAACAGGAAGAAGAUUUGGGGCAUCCCCUCGAGGAAGAUCUGCUACCCCACAUGCUCCUUCCAACUGAUAGCCUGGAGCUGCUGGAGAAAGCAGAGAGGAAAAUGUUGAAGAAAAAGAGGAGGAACAAGCAGAAGAAACAACGGAACAGGCAUUUCAAUGACCUCUGGGUUCGAAUAGAGGAGAGUUCUAUGGUGCAGUCCCCACCUCCCCCUUUGGUUCGCAUCAUUAAUGGUUACAUCACAGUACAGCCACCAGACAGAGUCCACCGCCAUCACAACUACCAUUAUAUCCCGUCUGCAUCACCCGCUUCCUCACCCUCCCCUUUUUUACUAAUUUUCCUCUGCACAUUGCUGAUGCUCCAGACGUGUACUGUAGUCCUCUAGCAGGACAUAGGUUUAGAACUAUAAAACAUUGCCAGUCUUCAGGAGGGUUUAACUCUUAAGUAUGAUGGUUUCAUGCAAUGUUAUAUAAGGUUUGAGUGAAAGGUUGCAAAAAUCAUGGUGAGAGGUUGGACAAUGUGAUAAACUGUAACUUGCUGGUUAAGUUGGUGUUGCUGGACCUCAAGUCAGUUGACAUUAAAAGCGAAUGUUUCUUAGAAAUUGAGGAUCAGAUGAACAAGCAAAUUCAUUUAACCAGUCUUCUUGGAAAAUAAAGCUUUUUUUUUUUUGUUUAACACAUGGAGGAGGAGCCAGCACACAGAACCUAGCAGGAAACACAAGCAAAAAAGUUUUUUUUGAACAUUUCACAGACAUUAAACAACACAUCCGCUCCCUGAUGGCUAACAGGGUCAGAAUACUGUAGAUGCACAUUAUUCAACAUUCAAAGCUUGCAACAAUUAGAGAUUUCAAUGAAGUGACGAUUCAGUGAAAGAAAACAAAAAUACUAUUUUAACCAUUGCGGAAUAUCAAAUGCCAUCCACGAGCACAACUGGAACCAUAUGUCUCAUGUGUUUGGGUCUGUGUGUGUGUGUGUGUGUGUGUGUGUGUGUGUGCGUGUGCGCGCGCCUAUGUGUGUGCCUAUGUGUGUGAGGAAGAACAGUCUAUCAGCUCUUAUAGCUCUUGUGCUUGUAAGCAGGAGUAUUCUUCAAACCUUAAUUUAUUCUUCCAUUUUAGAAUUUGCUUAUUACUGCAUCAAAACAUACUACAAGGGGGGGAAUUGUGCAUAUUGUUUUUAAAUAUUAUAGAUGUAUUUUAGAAUUAAUAAAACUAUGAAAAUUAUCAAAAGCAUUGUUGUUUAUACUAUAAAUAUAAAAAAAGAUGUGCAUUACACUUUUGAUAAACAAACAGGAACUAAGAACUGAGUCAUGUGUCUCACUGAGUUGUGAAAGGAACAGAUGACCAUAUUGUACUUCAUAUAUCAGUGUUAUCACCCACUUUGAAGCAUGCAUUUGCUAAAAGAAUUUGCAUUGGUACAGGUGGGUUUUUUGAAUGCCUGGCCAGCCAUAUACAUUUGUCCUGCAUGCAUUUGAGUUCCUCUUAAAUUAGUUUGGAACCCUACCAUUCACAUCAGUUUCCACUGGUACAGAACAUUUUGUACCAAAUCAGUCUCAGUGCAGUGGGGAUGUGCAUUGAGUCUGCAGGAGUGUCCAAGAACCACCAUUUAGAAUAACCAAGAUGGUUGUAGAUUUGCUACAAACACUUUGGAUCAACAUGGUUUUACUGUCAAACUUACUGUAAAACUUACAUAGUCUCUCACAGGCAUUCUGACGAUAGUCUGGUUAUCACCAGACUAUCGUCAUUGGUACUGCCCCGUGGAAAUCAAAGUUGAAUCCAGAGGAAACAAGCUUUUUUGUAUCGAAAAGGAAAAGAAUGACGAUGGCUGGCCAGGCUUGGUUUUUGAUAUGGACUUCAUAUGUUUAAUUUAUUUAACUACUGUAGUAUUGCUGUAAACCAUACGAAAAUAUUCCUGAAUGCAUUUUUUUUUUACUAAAAUGUCCAAAUGUGUUUUUGUUUUCAAUUGUUUUGAAAAUAGAUCAUUAUUAUUAUUAUAAUAUCAAUAAUCACAAGUAAUACAGUUUUAUAUAAAUUCAGAUGUCUACACAAGCCAUGCACAUAAUGGUGCCUUAGGCCUUUCACAUUUAUGGCAUAAAAUAUUUGUAACGGUAUUGCCAACAAUAAAAUAUUUAUAUAGAUUUGUAA
Molecule: messenger RNA, 3800 nt
Organism: Cololabis saira (Pacific saury)
Lineage: Eukaryota; Metazoa; Chordata; Actinopteri; Beloniformes; Belonidae
Gene: trabd2a
Product: TraB domain containing 2A
Exons: 7
Coding region: 495-2045 (516 amino acids)
Biological process (GO): negative regulation of Wnt signaling pathway
Cellular component (GO): membrane
Molecular function (GO): metalloendopeptidase activity
Source: RefSeq, a predicted model, not a curated record